UGAAGAUGGAUGGCCUUUUAAUAAUGGCCGACCCGCAGUGAAGAUUGCGAUAAAACGUACUGACAAAGUGUUCCUGGAAAAGCGUUACUAUGAGCAGCUCUACCCAAGAAAAGUUAACUCGUAUUGCUAUAAUUAAUAGUGACAGGUGUAAGCCAAAGAAAUGUCGCCAAGAAUGUAAAAGAUCGUGUCCAGUUGUAAGACAAGGAAAGUUGUGCAUUGAGGUGUUACCAACAUCCAAGUUAGCAUAUAUAUCAGAACAGUUAUGUAUUGGGUGUGGUAUAUGUGUUAAGAAAUGUCCUUUUGAAGCCAUCACAGUCAUCAAUUUGCCAAGUAACUUGGAGAAAGAUACAACACACAGAUACAAUGCAAAUUCAUUUAAGCUUCAUAGACUUCCAACUCCAAGGCCUGGUGAGGUGUUGGGAUUAGUUGGCACAAAUGGUAUUGGAAAAUCAACAGCCCUGAAAAUUCUUGCUGGUAAAUUGAAGCCAAACUUAGGAAGAUUUUCGGCAGCUCCUGAUUGGCAAGAAAUUUUAACAUAUUUUCGAGGUUCAGAAUUACAAAAUUAUUUUACAAAAGUACUUGAAGAUGACCUGAAGGCGAUUAUAAAACCUCAAUAUGUUGAUCAAAUUCCAAAAGCUGUAAAGGGAAACGUAACCAUGUUACUGGAGAAAAAGGAUGACUCAGAUAGUAAGGCACGGUAUUGCAAAGAGUUUGAGCUUGAGCAUGUGCUGGAUCGAAAUGUUGACGAACUGUCUGGAGGAGAGUUACAAAGAUUUGCCUGUGCGGUUGUGUGUGUCCAAAAUGCUGAUGUAUAUAUGUUUGACGAACCAUCCAGUUACCUGGAUGUAAAACAGAGGUUAAAAGCAGCUUUGGCGAUUCGAGGAUUAUCCAAAGAAAAUAAAUACAUUAUUGUGGUGGAGCACGAUUUGAGCGUCCUGGAUUAUCUAUCCGAUUUCAUAUGUUGUCUUUAUGGCACGCCUGGUGUUUACGGAGUCGUUACUAUGCCUUUCACUGUCCGAGAAGGUAUUAACAUAUUUUUGGAUGGUUUUGUGCCAACUGAGAAUCUGCGUUUCAGGGAGGAGUCGUUAACUUUCAAAGUGUCAGAAACUGCCGAUGAAGAAGAGAUUAAGCGGAUGAGACGAUAUAGCUAUCCUGAUAUGGAAAAAACUCUAAAAUCCUUUCACAUGACCGUGAAAGAAGGCCAGUUCACUGAUUCUGAAAUCAUCGUCAUGUUGGGUGAGAACGGAACCGGGAAAACUACAUUUAUCCGCAUGAUGGCAGGCUUGUUGAAACCAGACAACGACACCCAGGUGCCCCAGUUGAACGUUAGUUACAAACCUCAAAAGAUUAGUCCGAAAUCGCAGGGUACUGUGCGCAUGUUAAUGCAUGCCAAAAUACGCGAUGCGUAUAUUCAUCCACAGUUUAUAACAGACGUUAUCAAGCCGCUGCAGAUCGAGCGAAUUUUUGACCAAGAGGUGCAGAAUUUAUCUGGUGGUGAAUUGCAACGUGUUGCUUUAACCUUGUGUUUGGGGAAGCCUGCAGAUGUUUAUUUGAUUGACGAACCGUCUGCUUAUUUGGAUUCUGAACAGCGUCUACACGCUGCAAAGGUGAUCAAAAGAUUUAUUUUGCACGCCAAAAAGACGGGAUUUAUCGUGGAGCACGAUUUCAUCAUGGCUACCUACCUUGCAGACAGAGUUAUCGUAUUCGAAGGAACACCGUCAGUUGAUACCAUUGCUAACUCGCCACAAUCUCUACUGUCUGGUAUGAACAAGUUUUUAAAAUCGCUUGAAAUCACAUUCAGAAGAGAUCCGCAGAACUUUCGACCGAGGAUAAACAAAAAGAAUUCCGUGAAGGACGCGCAACAAAAACGAGAUGGAAAUUUUUUCUUUAUAGACGAUGAGUAGAUAUGAGAUAUGAAAAAGAACUGUAUUUUGCUUUAAAAAAUAAUACACAAAUUUUACACCCGCGUUUGUUGCUGCUGUUGUUAUUGUCACUCAGAAAUAGGAAAAUAUUUUUUGUCGCGAUACGGUUAAAUAUUAAAAAAAUCUGUUCGUGUGAA
Messenger RNA from Hydractinia symbiolongicarpus, 2059 nucleotides. RefSeq names its product ATP-binding cassette sub-family E member 1-like. Gene Ontology annotation, molecular function: ATP binding; ribosomal small subunit binding; iron ion binding. The transcript has 15 exons. Gene Ontology annotation, biological process: translational initiation; translational termination; ribosomal subunit export from nucleus. Bases 90 to 1904 code for a protein of 604 amino acids. NCBI's taxonomy places the organism in Eukaryota, Metazoa, Cnidaria, Hydrozoa, Anthoathecata, Hydractiniidae. The record is from RefSeq and is a predicted model, not a curated record.